GAAGUUGCAUGGUUGCGUCUUCUGUCAUGUAUGAAGUAUAUGAACGUUAUGGAUAUAUGUGCUUGUUCCCUUGGCGUUUUUAAUGUAUGAACAUACGAAUGUGAAACACUAAAAAUAGUGUGAGUGCAGAUGGAUUACCGGGGAAUGGGUCAUUAUGACCCGUCCGUGACUGCUUCAUCAGAUGAAAUGCUGAUGUAUGCUGAUGGGAGUGCACAUUAUCCAGUGGAAGGAGAUACAUAUGAAUUACCAAGUGAAGGGUUCGAUCCUGCCAGUGAACAUUUUGCUGAGGGUUACACGGAUGCAGAGUUUCAAGAAACACACACCAUCCUUGCAGAUGGCGGGGAACGUUUUGGAGUGUCAGCAGUUGCAUUUGAUCAGCAAGAGGAAUUACUGUGGAUGGGUAAUCAAGGUGGUCAUGUCACAUCAUAUUAUGGCCCUGGUCUCCAGAAGUACACUUCUUUCCAAGUCCAUGCAAAUCAGGAGGUCCGUCAUAUUCACACAUUUGAAGGGGGGAUCUUAGCUUUAACACAGACUGCUCUUCGUUGUCAGAUGCGAAGAGGAAUACCAAUAUUUACAUAUAGUUCAGAUAACAUGGAAGAAAUGCAGUGCCAACUUCAGACUUCUCGAGAUGUGUUAUUAAUGGGUGGGCACCAAGAUAAAUUAAUUGAAUUUAAUUUGAAUCAGUGUCAAGAAACAAAUUUGUUACAUGUGGGAAAAAAUGGAUGUGCUAUCCUGAGACAGCAUCCUCGAUUUAUAUGUGCUGGAGAUCCCACUGGUAGAAUUGAUCUGCGUGAUCCUAACACUCUGCAAGUAGAACAUACAUUGGAGGCACACUCAGGAAGUUUAUCCGACUUCGAUGUACAUGGAAAUCUUUUGGUUACAUGUGGAUUCUCAAAUAGGCAAGGAAGCUUAUCAGUGGACCGUUUUCUCAUGGUGUAUGAUCUCCGUGUGAUGCGUGCUGUCACACCCAUACAAGUCAUGUUGAACCCUCUACUACUAAGGUUUCUGCCUUCAUUUUCAUCUCGUCUGGUUACUGUAUCUGCUCUUGGUCAAAUGCAGCUUGUUGACACUGUAGCACUUUCACAGUCAAAUCUGUGUUUGUAUCAGAUCAAUACUGCUGGCUUAAUGUGUCUUUCACUUGACGUUUCUUCAUCCUGUCAGUGUAUGGCUUUUGGUGAUGGUGGUGGUUCUAUCCAUUUCUAUACAUCCAAUCCACAUGCAGCCAUGUUCAAUAGCUUUUCACGUGAGACUGAAUUUGCUGAUCCAGUCGAACCUCUACCACCAAUCAGUAUUCUGGAUGAUGUUACACCAUUGUCUUCAAUUCCAUUACCGUACUGCCAACAGGGCACUUCAUUGCUCUCUGAUUGGCCAGAGCAGUAUUUGAAGAAAGUAUACAGGCGGCCAGCGCCGAUUGAUCCAGAGAUACUGAGAACCAUGAAAAUGCAAGGAACGAUUGGCUACGCACCAAACCCCAUGGGCUGCCGAAGAAAUCAAGUUGCAUAUAAACUGGAGAAACAUGGUGGAGGCCGUAGGCAGUCAAAGCUGUUCAAUAGUGAUUCUCGGACAGGUAAAUCAGGAGAAGAGGCAAAUUUUAUUGCAAUUCCAAAGCGCUACCGUAAGAUUGAUGUCAAGUAUUCAAAGAUGGGCAUGGAAGACUGUGAUUUUGACCAAUACAACAGAACUGGUUUCUCUGGUCUUGAAGCAACUCUUCCAAACUCCUACUGUAAUGCAAUGCUUCAGCUGCUGUACUAUGUGAACCCUGUCCGGAGUAUUUUGCUGUCACACCUGUGCCACAAGGAGUUCUGCCUUGCUUGUGAGCUUGGCUAUCUGUUCCACAUGCUUGAUGUAUCACAAGGAUUUCCCUGCCAGUCCAGCAACUUUCUUCGAGCUUUCCGCACUGUUCCUGAAGCCUCAGCACUUGGUCUUAUUCUUUCUGACCAAAGUCCCGAAAGUAAGAAGAAAACAAACUUAAUCCAACUCAUUCAGAGUUGGAAUCGCUUCAUCCUGCAUCAAAUUCAUUAUGAAAUUCUAGAAACACGGAAACAAAAACUGUUGGAGCAGCAACGGAAGAACGGUUUUCAUACAGAUGGUGCAAACUACUUUGUAUACAAGGAAAAGGAUUUUCCCAGCAUACUUGGUGAUAUCCACUCAAGACUUGUGUCAAAAGCCCAUGGGAACAGUUUAGCCAUCCAUGAUGCAGAUGAAAGCAGAAGUAAGAGAAUCCAAGACUUCCCCAGCAUUUUGAAUGACAUUCAUUUACAUCUUACACCCAAAACACUACCAGAAAAUGGUCCUAACUCCAGUACCUGUGGUGAAGAGGAUGGUAAAUAUAUGUGGAUAUCAACAUCAACUGCAGGUGAGAAACAAGAAAAAGGAGAGAGCAGCACUGGAAAGGAAGCACAAGAUGAGGAAACUGAAAUUAGCCAUCUCUUUGGGAUGAAACAGAUUCAUGUACAUAGAUGUCUAAAAUGUGGUCGUGAAGUUAGCAAGGAGUCCAUAGUUCUACUGUGUAACCUCAUAUAUCCAGACAUUACUGCAGGUAAAGUGGAAUUUAGUUUCUGUGAUGUGCUACUACAAAGUUUGUGCCCAGAGCAGACUACUCCAGCAUGGUGUGACUGCUGUGAUAAGUAUCAGCCAACUUUGCAGUCUCGUCAGUUAAAAGUUCUGCCAGACAUCCUAGCCAUGAACUGUGGUCUGGACAGUCAGCAGAAUAAGUGCUUCUGGCAAACACAGAUGGACCAGGUUGUCCAGAAAGUAUUAGACCAGACUGGCUUCCAAGGUGCCGGUGGUUCAACAAGUAAACCAUGUCGAUAUGCUUCCAGCUGUUCUAGACCAGGUUGUCGAUUUAAGCACCCUGGCAGGAUAGGAGAAAACAGUACUACAAAUACAGGUCUUCUGUAUAAUACACAUUCGUGGCUUCCUAUGCAUAUUCGGAUAGAGCUGUUAAGGAAGGGAGGAGUUAAUAUCAGGAAAAUACCACCAGCAGAUAUGGAAUCAUCAGAUGGAGUCACUGUGUCUGAGGAUGUGACACAAGCCAUCAGUUAUGACUUAGCUGCCAUUGUGUGCUACAUCGAUUGUCCACAUCAGCAUGAAAAGAAGAACUUGGUGGCACUUAUCAAUGUGGGACCCAGCUAUCAUGCCAGGUCCAAGGGCUCACCUGUCAGCCAGUGGUACAUCUUCAAUGACUUCAGCAUCUCACCUGUUCCUGCCCAUGAGGUGAAUUGGUUCAGUUUGGACUGGAAAAUACCCUGUGUCCUGUACUGGGUAAACCGGGACAUGCCCGAGAAUGUGGUAUCUAAAGUUCAGAAUCCUCUCACAGUAGACGUCUUUUUUGAAGACAAGUGUCUAGCACGUAAUAAUGGGGCCAGAAGAAUGAUCACAUUCACACCCCUGGCAGCAGAUGAAAUGCCGGGGCAAGGUGACAUAGUAGCAAUGGAUGCAGAAUUUGUUACCCUAAACCAAGAAGAGGCUGAACUUCGUAGUGAUGGCAAAUUGUCAACUAUCAAGCCAUCACAUAUGUCUGUAGCUCGUAUCACUUGCAUACGUGGGUAUGGUCCACUAGAAGGAACGCCAUUCAUUGACGACUACAUCUCAACACAGGAGCAGGUAGUGGACUACUUGACAAAGUUCUCAGGCAUAAAACCAGGAGACUUGGAUGCCAACUUCAGCUCUAAGCACCUCACAACACUCAAGGCCACAUACCAAAAACUUCGCUUUCUUGUUGACAAUGGAGUAAAGUUUGUUGGGCAUGGCCUCAAAAAUGACUUCAGAGUGAUCAAUUUAGUGGUUCCCGCAGACCAAGUAAUUGACACAGUUCUUCUUUUCCAUCUGCCACACCAUCGCAUGGUUUCCCUCCGCUUUCUAGCAUGGCACUUUCUGGGAAUAACAAUUCAAUCAGUCACUCAUGAUUCAAUUGAGGAUGCUCGUACAGCUCUUCAAUUAUAUCAGCAUUAUCAGCAAUUGGAACGUAAAGGCAAUGUGACUUCUGCUUUGAAAGAAUUGUAUGAAGUUGGUAAGAGGUUACAAUGGAAGGUACCACUGGGCAGUGAUACUUAAGAAAAUCUGGUAGUUGGGUUUUAAAUUCCAGAGAUGAAUUUAACUCUUAUGAUGAUAUUUUUUAAACAUUUUUUUUUAUUGAUAGAACUCACAAAGAAAUAAAAACUCAACUUCAAAAGACAUGGUAAUUCUGAAAUUUUGAUGAGAUGUUAGCUGUUCAUUUUCCAAAUGGCUAGUGUGUUAUGAAUACUUUCUUAAAUUAUAUAUAUAUAUAUAUACUAUUUAUUUUUAUAUUUUAAACUUCAGUAGUUUGCCAGAAUUACUACACACUUACCAUAUGAAUAGUUCUAGUUCAGAAUCUUUGCAGCAUUUGAAGUGAUGUAUGCAUUAUUCUUAUUAAUUUAUAGUUAUAAUUUUAUUCUUCUUAUGAAUGCAAUGUAUGAAUGUACAUAUUUUAUUCUUUUGUGUGUUCUAUCAAGAAAUGAAGUUAAAUGCUCAUUCCAUACUUCCAAUAAAGAUAUAAAUCAAAUUUGUAUUCCUUUAGCACUCUCUUAAUGGCUACUAAUAAUGAACUCGCAGAUUUGGCAUUUUCUUAGAUUUAAUAUAGGCUAGUAUAUUUAAGGAAUAUAUGUCUGCUCUAAUUUUAUGCAAUGAAAGUGCAAUGUUUUUUCUCCUUUAUUCUUAACAGUUUUUGCACAGUCUGUUCAUAUAUGUUUAAAAAAAAUGAUGUGUAAUAAUUAUUUACAUAGCUUUACAUCAUCCAAGGCAUUGUUCAAACAUAAUAUCAUCUGGUUGCUUGGUAGAACUCUCAAUAAUAAAAUUACAUUUUGUAUAAUAUUAUACUACAAAGCCACACUUAAUUGAAGAUUACGGAAUUUAUUUUAAGGGGCUUGAUUGGUAAAUGCAUAUAUUGCAUGUAUGUUAGCCAAUUCAGUUCUAUUCAUUUUCUAUGAAUUUAAGCAAAUUCAUAUACUUAAAUACUCAUAUGAAUUAUAUUUCUAUCAAAUUUCCAAAAUCAAACAUAUUUUUUAAAUAAAAAAUAAUUAACCAUAAAAUGUUUCACUUCAUGAAAAACACUUUAAAUACUAGAUAAGCGAAAAUUUUUGUCAAGUUUGUUGCUUCUGACGUUGAUUGUUAUUUCUUCCUAUACUGGAGAUCCCAUUUUGUGUGUGCAUGUGUGCAUGCAAGAUGGAUUUUCAUGUUAUGUGUUGAUGUGGAUGUCAUGUAAUUGGGGGUCACCUGACCAUUGCAUUUUAUAAUUCCCAGCUACAGAUGACAUCAGUGUGGCUCCUCUGCAUAUUUCUGAAGUUAAAGCAACAGUAGCACAAUUUAAUGUGGUCUCCUGCUGUUCACAAUGAUGAAUAUUAAAAGAAUGUGCAGUGUAUAUUGAGCUUGUUUUUAAUGGAAUGUAGAACAGUGUUUAGCAUCCUGGGAAAUUUCCAUUUAGCAGCUUUCCAUUUUACAGCAAUAACUGAUAAACUGUUGAGACUGAGAAUUUAGAAGUUGUUAUGAAGAUAGGAAAUAGACAGGGUGUAAGUUUUGUAGGAGCAUUGCUAUUAUAUGACCUUAGAACAACAUUUUGGUAGGUUGAAAAUCAUAAAUAUAAUAGUGGUACAAAAACUUUGAGGGUAUUUUAUUUUAUUGGAAAUUAUGCACAUGAAUAGAUCACUGAAGUGAAUACUUUUAUAUUGCAUGUCUACCACUCCCACUGACUUUUUAAACAAGUGAUACAUUUUCACAAAACCUAAUAUGAACAUCAUGCCAUUACUGAUGGUCUCCCUUUCACAUCAUAAGGGGUCUUAAAAUUUUCUGUGGUAAUUGUGCUUCAAAAAUAUACAACUUUUCUUAAGGAAAAUUAUGAUGAAAUGUAUAUAACAUGUUGGUCAUAUGAAAUUUAUAUUUAUCUUUUAAUUUCAUGGCAAUAAGAAAUGAGCAGCUGGACCUAAACCUGUAAGAUUUUGUGUGGAGAUAAACUUAACUACAAGUUCUAUAUGAAACAUUUUGAAUAUGCUUACAGUUACAAACAUAAUAACAGUGCAAAGGUUUAAGGUUAUAUCAACACAUUUAUUGUAAUUAUAAUUUGUACUGGUGGAAGAUACUCACACAGAUAGAUCAGUAAAUUGCAUAAUUAUUGAUUUAUUAUUCAUGUUAAUACAUGCAAUGAAGAAGCAUUUGAAGGAAAAUAGGUAUCUCAGAUAGAGGUCAGUUUCAAAUUAAGAAGUUUUAAUUUAUCCUUAUUGUUGAUGGAAGCUGAUACAUUGAAAUCAUUCCAGAUGAUUUGUAUUUUAACCCGUUUACUGCUGUGAACAGAAAUUAUUGCCUUUAUACUGGAUGUUCCUAAAAGAAUGGUGGGGUUUCAGAUACGUAUAUAUUUUGUAUUUCUUACCGUGUACAAUCAUAACAUGCGUCAAUCGGAAGCUUAACUGUCCAAAUUUUAUGUGCAUCCAUCAAAGUGCCUCUGUGUAUGCACCUUUUGUUACCCGGCACCCAUCAAUGCGAAAGUCGAAUUCCUGCCACACCCGCUGCAGCAUUUCAGGUGUGAUUGUCUCCACAGCACGAUUGAUUGUUUCGGAGAUCCUGGAGCGAUUGGGUCAAUGGGGAUACAUAAACCACGUCCUUCACGUACCCCCACAAGAAGAAAUCACAUGGAGUUAUGCCCGCGGACCAGGGUGGCCACUGGAGAAAGGGAGCAUCUUCACCUGCAGCACGUCCAAUCCAUCGUUUGCCUAACUGUCGGAAAUGGAACUAGGAAAGAGUGUGAUAUACAAAAUGAAAAUUUGAGAGCCAUGUUAUGAAUCCGUAUAUGUUUUGCUUUUCAUCUGCAAAAAUUGAUGGAGAUAUACGGCAAUGAAAUCCCACCAUUCUUUUAGGAACACCCUGUACAGAACAAGAAUGAUUUUGUGUUCUGAAAAAUUUUUCAAAAAGAAUAAAAUGGAAAAAAACUGACAUUUCAGACAAGAAUCUAGUUAAAGAUAAAAUGAAGAAAUAUAUGUAUGCGGUAUGGAAUAUUGUAGGAAUACGAAAAUAAUAACAACCCCCCCCCCGCAGUGAAAGGAUUAAAGUAACUAAUGAGGUUUUAGUAUCAUACUGCUUUUUUCAAGCACUAAAUGUAAUUCAUAAACAAGAGGAAAACAAUAUUGCCAUAACAUUUUGUUGUUGCAUUGUCCUCCAAAUGUAAUAGUAAACUGGUAAUGUUGAUGAUAUGUGAUUUUAGAAUGGAAGUUGCAGUUCUGAAGGUGUUGUAAUUCCGUUCUCACUCUGGUUCUAGUAUUCAUAGAGUGGUUUGUGUAACUGUGUACAACAUUGCUUCUUACUCAUAUGUGUGAUGACCAGUGAUGUUCUAGGCAGUAGUAAGUUUAGUAAUUUUUUUUUUUUUUUGUGAUUUGGCUCUAAUGGUAGUUCAUAUCACAGGUGAUAUAAAUAUAAUCAUGUAAGUAGAUACUGGUAUACUGUAAUGUGUUUUCAUCUGUGAACCUUAUAGCAUUGUUUUGAAAAAAGUUUUUCAACCAAAAAAAGGAGCAGGCACCAUUCCAAUUAAUUGUAUCUUUAACUUAAUUUUAAUUGGGGGUAUAUAAACUUUGAAAUAUUUAACCUGUUAUGAGAAGAAAUUCUAUUUUUUUAGAUUACUUUUUUACAAAUCAAAGACAGUAUUCAAAUUGAUGUGUCCUAUUUGCCGCUAAUUAGGAUACAAAAUUGUAUUUGAUCAUAUGUUGUGGCACAUACAUACAUUUAUGAUUUUAAAGAAAAAAUAAUUAAAUAUUAGUAUGUCAUAUUGACAGAUCAAGUUCUACUUUUGAAGACCUGCCAUUCUGAGAAUUUACAAUCAUUGUUUGUGUGAAAAUCUUGAAUAUCAUAUAACAUUUAAUGCAACUCUUGGCUGAUAGUUGUAUUUAAUGUGACUAAUUUUAUGUUUAGGUGUGGGGUUUGUUCGCAUAUAUUCUGGAAACAAAAUCAUAUAAUAUUUCAGACAAUUAAGACAAGUGAAGGUGAUUAAUUCAUUCAGGAAUUUGAACUUUGUUUUACUAUGCGAGUUGAAAAAUCUGAACUAGAGAGAGAGUGUGCGUGAAUGUGUGCAUGCAUGUGUCUCCCCCCCCCCACUAUCCAUAAGACAUAUCACCAUGUAGUGCAUUGCAUCACAUGUGCAAGGCAUCAUAAAAACUUCAGAUUAUUUAUCCGUUUCAUUUUAGUUCUGGAGACUAUAAAAACAAAAAUGUGCCCUCUAGUAGGCACUUGUACUGCUGAUAUAAUUAUGCAUUAUAAGAAUUUCAAAUCAGAAAUGAGCAAUAAUUCUAGAUGCUGCUAAAAUUACAUUUUGAUAUAUCAUAAAUUACAUUAUUUCAGAAAAGUACCUUGAUAUACUUCAUAAUAUAGGGUGUCCGGAUGAAUGGUAUCCAAACUAACAAAUUUGUAUCUUAAUUUCAAAGCGCAAGCAUCGCUGCAUCAUGUGUUCUGACCUUGAAUGUAACAGUACUGUUCUGAUGCUCGUGGGAAAAUGGCAGCUGAACAGAGAGCCAAUAUCAAAUUUUGUUUGAAGUUAGGCAAAACAGCCGGAGAAGCGUAUGACAUGAUUGAAAAGUGUGUACGGUAG
This is a messenger RNA of Cryptotermes secundus, 8584 nucleotides long. RefSeq names its product PAN2-PAN3 deadenylation complex catalytic subunit PAN2 (gene PAN2). Lineage: Eukaryota; Metazoa; Arthropoda; Insecta; Blattodea; Kalotermitidae. Gene Ontology annotation, molecular function: poly(A)-specific ribonuclease activity; nucleic acid binding; protein binding. Gene Ontology annotation, biological process: mRNA processing; nuclear-transcribed mRNA poly(A) tail shortening. Gene Ontology annotation, cellular component: PAN complex; P-body. The record is from RefSeq and is a predicted model, not a curated record. The transcript has 21 exons. Bases 130 to 4056 code for a protein of 1308 amino acids.